GUAGAAAGAGACAGAGGAGUAGAAAAAGACAGAGGAGUAGAAAGAGACAGAGGAGUAGAAAGAGACAGAGGAGUAGAAAGAGACAGAGGAGUAGAAAGAGACAGAGGAGUAGACAGAGACAGAGGAGUAGAAAGAGACAGAGGAGUAGAAAGAGACAGAGGAGUAGAAAGAGACAGAGGAGUAGACAGAGACAGAGGAGUAGAAAGAGACAGAGGAGUAGAAAGAGACAGAGGAGUAGAAAGAGACAGAGGAGUAGAAAGAGACAGAGGAGUAGAAAGAGACAGAGGAGUAGACAGAGACAGAGGAGUAGAAAGAGACAGAGGAGUAGAAAGAGACAGAGGAGUAGAAAGAGACAGAGGAGUAGAAAGAGACAGAGGAGUAGACAGAGACGGAGGAGUAUACAGAGACAGAGGAGUAGAAAGAGACAGAGGAGUAGAAAGAGACAGAGGAGUAGACAGAGACAGAGCAGGAACCAUAGAUGUCUGUGACAGAGCGAGCAGGAUCACCAUGCACUGAGGAGGGGGACGACUUUAAUCAAGUCACCUGAAUACUGGAAUGACUGAAAGAACACAACACUCCAACAACUGAGAAUACUACAGUUCACUUGAGCCAAGACCUCCAACUGUCCUCCACUUCCUCAUCACUCUCCUCCAGGAUGUUCAACUCCUCCUCCUCUGCGUUCUGUCCUCUCCUCCAGACCAUGCUGGACCACUCUCUAAACAACAACACGGGGGUCAACCUGGUGGUGGUGUGGGUCCACGGCCUGGUCUCCUGUCUGGGUAUCCUGGAGAACGCUCUGGUCCUCUGGGUGGUCGGCUUCCGCCUGCGCCGCCGGACCGUGGCCUCUGUCUGGGUUCUCAACUUGGCCCUGUCAGACUUCCUGGCUACGCUGACCCUCCCUCUCUUUACACACUACCUGCACUCCUCACACAGCUGGGAGCUGGGAGGUCCGCUGUGUACGGCCCAGUCCUCAGUCUUCUUCCUCAACAUGUUUGUGUCAGCCUUCCUCCUGUCGGCCAUUUCUCUGGACCGCUGUCUCCUGGUGGCGCGGCCCGUCUGGAGUCAGAACCACCGCUCCAUCAGCGCCGCCUGGAAGGUGUGUGCUUUGGGCUGGUUGUGGGCAGCGGCCAACACCUUCCCUUACUUCCUGUUCCGGGCGGUGACGGAGAAGACGGACGGAAGGAAGCUCUGCUACCACCAUUUUGGAUUGUACUCGUCGCCAGGGAUGCUGGAGAGGGACUGUAGGGUACGGCAGGCGGCGACCGCCAUGUCCAAGACGCUCCUGGCGUUCCUACUCCCCCUAGUGGUGAUUGCAGGGAGCUACGCCCUCUUUGGCAUCAGUCUGAGCCAGAGGAGGAAGAGGAGGAAGGACAGCAGUAGUAGACUCACUGGGGCUUUGAUUGUUACCAACGUGGAACGUAGAGAGUCAAAACCCAACACAAACACCAAAAGCUCCACCCCCAACCCAAAAGGCUCCACCCCUACCUUCACCUCCGUCAAAUUGUCUUCUAGACGGACCGAGCCUGGCCUAUCCCGUGGCUUCACCAAAAUGGUGACAUCAGUCAUCGCGACGUUUGCCCUCUGCUGGGCGCCUUAUCACGUGUUCUGCCUCAUUGAGGUUGCUGCACAGUACUGGCCGACCAAGGUCGUGUUGGUGGAGGUGGGGUUGCCAAUAGCGACGACCUUUGCCUUCCUGAACCCGGUGUUAAACCCGGUGCUGUACGCGUUCAGCUGUCCCAACUUCUGCGUCCGGAUCAGACAGAGUCUGGGGGCGCUGAUGGAGGGACUGGUGGAGGAGGGAGGGAUGGGUGGAGUAGGAGAGGGGGGGCUGGGGUUGAGUAUCAGGAAGGGGUGGAGGAAGGGAAGGGGGAGCCUGGGAGGGAACUCAUUAUCGUCACCAAGCUGUCUGGGAACUCCAGGGCCUCCGCAUCUCCAGGUAGAUCCUCUGCCCUCCUCUGCCUCCAUCAACCACAACUUCAAAGCCAGUUGUGGAGACCUGGAGCAGGGAGAGGACCCUCUGAACUGACUAUAUACUGAGAAUGAGAAAAUGUUGUUGACAUCAACUGAGACAAAAAGAAUCACCUCUGUUGUUCUGCUGGCCUCCAGGAGUCCUUCCUGUGCUGUAUAUUACUACAUCCUGUCCUAUUGUUUAACUGUUCCUCAAUAACUGUCCGUGUUUAACUAGUUGUUUCUCUUUAACUGGAAUUCAAUUUUUUUGUGACCGUUUAUAGAAUAUUAAUAUGAUAACAAAAUGAUCUGGCACUUCACAAAGAGUUCAUUCUCUGACAUCGUUUUGGUGGACAUUGUGUGUGUGUUCUUGAAAGCAGUUGUCUAUCAAUAAAGAAAUCUAUCAAAA
This is a messenger RNA of Oncorhynchus keta (chum salmon), 2356 nucleotides long. RefSeq names its product prostaglandin D2 receptor 2-like. The transcript is spliced from 6 exons. The record is from RefSeq and is a predicted model, not a curated record. Bases 656 to 2026 code for a protein of 456 amino acids. NCBI's taxonomy places the organism in Eukaryota, Metazoa, Chordata, Actinopteri, Salmoniformes, Salmonidae. Gene Ontology annotation, molecular function: complement receptor activity; G protein-coupled receptor activity. Gene Ontology annotation, biological process: positive regulation of cytosolic calcium ion concentration; complement receptor mediated signaling pathway; inflammatory response. Gene Ontology annotation, cellular component: plasma membrane.